Hibiscus syriacus is the source of this 1675-nucleotide messenger RNA. RefSeq names its product transcription factor bHLH122-like. The record is from RefSeq and is a predicted model, not a curated record. Gene Ontology annotation, molecular function: RNA polymerase II cis-regulatory region sequence-specific DNA binding; protein dimerization activity; DNA-binding transcription factor activity, RNA polymerase II-specific. Lineage: Eukaryota; Viridiplantae; Streptophyta; Magnoliopsida; Malvales; Malvaceae. Gene Ontology annotation, cellular component: nucleus. Bases 382 to 1641 code for a protein of 419 amino acids. The transcript has 6 exons. Gene Ontology annotation, biological process: regulation of transcription by RNA polymerase II.
UAUUAUUAUUUUUCUCUAAUUAGUGUUAUCUUUCUGAUUUGAUUGUAAGCGCUGUUUUGUGGCGAAGAACUCUGGGGAAUCUCUUUUUCCAGGCUCCUCUAUUUUUGGAGCUGUUUCCGGUAGCAGAGCAGUGAUUGCACUUGAGUUUCAGGCCACCAAAUUCUUCGGAUUCCCACUUUGAAGUUGUUGAGAUAGAUCCACGUGAAAGCUGCUCGUGUUUUCUGGGUCAUCACUUUGUUAAAUUUGAUGAAGCUUUCCGAGAAUAUAUUUUCCUGGAGAUAUUUUCUUGGGAAACAAACAGAGAGUUUGGUUUCAUAGUGGGUCCUUCUAGGCACUCCGAUUAUUCAAUACUGAUCUGGUUUUUAGUGUUGGAGAAGGGCAAUGGAGUCAGAUCUUCAACGCCGGAAUCAUUAUCAUCAACCUCAACAGCAUCAAAAACAGUUGAACACUGGCUUGACAAGGUAUCAGUCUGCACCCAGUUCGUAUUUUUACAAUAUUUUGGACAGAGAUUUCUGUCAAGAGAUUCUAAACCGGCCGUCGAGUCCCGAAACAGAACGAAUUAUCGCCCGGUUUCUAUCGAGCAGCGACGACGCCGGGGGCAGUGUUGGGGAUAAUCCAGAGAACAUUUCCGACCAGAAUCUUGGCUCGAUAACUCCCAAAUCACCCGUUAGAGAAACGGCAGUAAAAAUAGAGCCGCAAACGCAGAUUAUGACACAAAUGAAUAAUCAAACAGGGGUUUUUCUCCACCAGCAGCAGGGGAAUUACUCCUCUGUUCCACAGAAUUUUUAUCAAAGCCAACCUCAACAGCAUUUGUCAAAUCAGCAACCCAAUUCAAGUAUGAAUUACAGGGUUCUGAGCUCGACGGAGACGUCGCGGCCAACACAGAUGAAGAUGGGAAACGGAAAUAAUUCGAGUCUUAUUCGACAUAGCAGCUCCCCUGCAGGGUUAUUCUCCGAUAUAAACAUUGAAAAUAUUGCAGGCUAUGGUGUGAUGAGAGGAAUGGGAGAUUAUGGAAGCAUUAAUAGCGGUAACAAAGAAGCAGCAUUUCCUUCGGCAAGCAUGCAGCCUCCGUCUAGACUAAUGAGUCCGAAACCGAGCUCCGAGAACGCUGGAUUAUCGAGACAAAAUCUUCCCUACAAUUAUUCCUCGGGGUUUCCGGUUUCUUCUUGGGAUGACUCGAUGAUGGUUUCUGAUAACAUUUCCGGUGUAAAAAGGCUCCACGAAGACGAUGGACCGCUUUCCGGCUUAGACUUCGACGGAGCAACUCAGAACACGAUGGUUGCCGGAAACCAUCCACCGCCACUUUUGGCUCAUCAUUUGAGUUUACCGAAGAGUUCGCCGGACAUGUCUGCCAUAGAGAAGCUAUUGCAGUAUCAGGAUUCGGUUCCGUGCAAGAUCCGGGCCAAGAGAGGGUGUGCCACUCACCCUAGAAGCAUUGCCGAAAGGGUAAGAAGAACCAAAAUAAGCGAACGCAUGAGGAAGCUUCAAAACCUUGUUCCAAACAUGGAUAAGCAAACAAACACAUCCGACAUGUUAGAUUUGGCUGUUGAUUAUAUCAAAGAUCUCCAAAAACAGGUGCAGACACUCUCGGAGAAUCGUGCAAGGUGCUCGUGUGGUUCCAAGCACCAGCAGCAACAAUAGUAGGUAAUAAUAAUUUAAAAAGUAUAAUUUAUUG